GAGAAGCCGAAUGGCAUUGGCGGGAGUUUGACGCGUGCAGCAGGACUCGCAGGGGAAUACGUAAUCGCAUUGAGUGAGUCAGGAGUAAAGAACAGCAAAUUUUAGGACUGCCAAGAAUUGCCACGGUCAACAGGGGUUGCCGGUGAUCGUGGACAGCAUGGCCGAGAGCUCAGUGAAGGCCCAGGAGGUGUCGGAAGCCCCAGCUGCCCAGCAGAACGGGCUGCCGGCCCCCGAGAGGUUCUCCUUCAGCCCCACUCCCACCCUGGAGGACAUCCGGAGGCUCCAGGCCGAGUUCACAGACGAGCGGAACUGGGAGCAGUACCACCAGCCUCGGAACCUGCUGCUGGCCAUGGUGGGGGAAGUUGGCGAGGUCUCGGAGUUGUUCCAGUGGAAAGGAGAGGUGGCGGAGGGCCUGCCCAGCUGGACGGAGCGGGAGCGAGAGCAGCUGUCCCACGAGCUCAGCGACGUGCUCAUCUACCUGGUGGAGCUGGCUGAGAAGUGCCACGUGGACCUCCCGAAGGCCGUGCUGGCCAAGAUGGCCAUCAACCGGUCCAAGUACCCGGCCAGCAAAGUCCACGGGCUGGCCAAGAAGUACACAGAGUACCAGGACUGAGGGGGCCCGGUGUUGUAGACAGGGCUGGGGGGGGGGCGUCUGGUGUUCAGGACCUGGCUGGGGGAGGGAUUUGGAUGCCGUGAGUCCUGGAGCCUGGUGCUCUAGACCUGUAUCCUGUAGACAUGUAGACCUGUGUGUUGGGCUCUGUGGGACCUGGCAUACUAGACUGGGGGGGUGUUGGACACCAUGGGGCCUGGUGUUGUAUACUGGGGGGGAGGGGAUGAUGCCAUGGGGCCUGGAGUUGUAUACUGGGUAAAGGGGGGGGGUGAUGCCAUGGGGCCUGGUGUUGUAUACUGGGUAAGGGGGGUUGGUAGAUACCAUGCAGCCUGGCCUUCUAGACUUGUGGGGGAAGGGUGUUGGAUGUGAAAAACUGAAUUUCAGGCACACAGCAGCAGUUUAUUUUAGCAGUUUAAAAUGUGCAAGCAAACCAGGUUAACCGAAAACCACAUCAUAAUUUAAUUUCCAUUUUUAAAGGUGGAAGUUGACUUGUGCCUGGCUUGUCACUUCACUUCUUUCAUUAUUAGUGACACAGUUCCUCAGAGUGCACACGUUUACUCUGCUGAUAACGUUACCAGGGGCCCUGUAGUGCUCUGCUCGUCAAGUGCACCCCCAGCAGCCUCAGUCCCUCCAGGCUUUAUUUUUUGCGAUUUUCAGCGAUUUUUAUUUUCAGCACUGGAAGAGGAAAACUCUCUAUGACUGUGUGGUGGCGUCUAUGUUGGUCUGCGUUUCGAGUGUCUAGUUUUAACCUGAGUUGUUUUAGUCAAAGCUUUCUGGUGCCAGGAAAGUGCGAAUGCUGUUUACUUUCACGCACCGUUUGAGAAUCGUCCAGCCAGAUCUGCUGGGCUUACUGGCCGCCUCAUUUUAAAACCGCUCCGUGUGGAUCUCUUGGUUAGUCCCAAGCGACAGGCGUAGCUGGGUUCUUAGCUGUGAGUCUCUCAGGGUUCAGGUAUUGGUGGGCUUUCAGUCCCAGCAGUUUUCAUAUCGCAGAAAUCGGGAUGAGUUGUGACUUUGUGGAAGAUGAAAGGCUUGACCAUUCUAAGGUGUCGGAAAAGGGCCUGAGAGUAACUCUCCCGCUGGGUAGGCAGGCGAGUCAGAAGCCUAAGUCUGCAUGGGCAGAAUACGUGGAGCUGUGGUUGGGGCACUGGGUUCGUUACUGGGAGGUUGCAGGUUCAAAUCCCAGAGGGGGCACAGCUCUCGUACCUUGAGAGCAAGGAACAAAAUGCCCAUGUGUGUAAAGUGGGAGGUUAGGGAUGUAGCCUCGGAUACAAAUAAGUUUACAACGGUUAAUUCAAUGUUGGCUCCUAGGGUGACAGUUAAUUACAUUCAUCUUUGUACAGAUCACCAAUGUUUGGUGUUUCAGUGCAAUUCCACAGUAAGUUCUUAAACAACUGUAUUUCCUGUACAAUUUCUUCUACAAUGCAGUCUGGUUCAUCUUGGCUCAAUUGGGUGUAUUUUUGUGAAGCCCCAAGACGCUCUGAAACACAGGAGGUCAUAAUUCAGCGCCAGUUCUCUCAUCUUGUUAACUAAGACCUCUUCUCGUGUACAGGAGAAACUGGAAAAUAAAGACCAUCUUUUAACGGGGA
Lepisosteus oculatus (spotted gar) is the source of this 2196-nucleotide messenger RNA. It is a transcript of the gene dctpp1, whose product is annotated as dCTP pyrophosphatase 1. The record is from RefSeq and is a predicted model, not a curated record. Gene Ontology annotation, biological process: DNA protection; dCTP catabolic process. Gene Ontology annotation, cellular component: cytosol. Gene Ontology annotation, molecular function: dCTP diphosphatase activity. NCBI's taxonomy places the organism in Eukaryota, Metazoa, Chordata, Actinopteri, Semionotiformes, Lepisosteidae.